AUGCAAUCAGUUGCACACAUAGGAUGGAGUAAUCAAUCCUCCAUCAUGGAAUUCAUCCUCCUGGGAUUCGGGAACAUCUCUGAAAUGCAAGUGCCCCUCUUCCUGAUGUUUCUACUGGUUUACCUGGUGACCGUCUCUGGGAAUAUCCUCAUUGUUACGCUAGUUGUGGUUGAUCAGCACCUUCACACUCCCAUGUACUUUUUCCUGGGGAACUUGUCGUGCUUGGAGACCUGCUACAGCUCCACCAUCCUGCCCAGGUUGCUGACCAGCCUCUUGAGUGGGGACAGAACCAUUUCUAUCAGAGAUUGCUUCUCACAGUUUUAUUGCUUUGGUGUCUUAGGAGCAACAGAAUGCUUCCUGCUGGCAGUGAUGUCUUACGAUCGGUAUUUAGCAAUAUGCAAUCCACUCCGUUAUGCCGUUAUUAUGAAUGGCAGGGUUUGCACCCAGCUAGCAGCUUAUUCCUGGACAGCUGGCUUACUGAGCACCACCAUAGUAAUCAUUUUAAUGUCUAAGCUGCAGUUUUGUACCUCCAAUGAAAUCGACCAUUUCUUUUGUGAUUUUUCACCCAUAGUGAAACUCUCUUGUAAUGACACUGGACUUCUAGAACUGGUGAUUUUCACACAGUCUUCAAUUGCAUCACUGAUCCCAUUUUUGCUAACCCUCACGUCCUAUGCUUCCAUCAUAAGUACCAUCCUGAGAAUCCCUUCCACAACUGGAAGGCAAAAGGCAUUUUCUACUUGCUCCUCUCACCUUGUCAUCGUUACAACCUUUUAUGGGACUCUGUUCCUUGUUUAUGUGGUUCCAAAAACCUACCUUUCAAAGAGCUUGCGAAAAGUGUUUUCAGUGUUUUACACUGUCCUCACCCCCAUGCUCAACCCACUCAUCUACAGCCUGAGAAACAAAGAGGUGAAAGAAGCCCUCAGAAGAGCCCUUAGUAAAAUAUAUGGUUUCACAAGAUUUCCGUUCAUAACAUUUAAUGAGAUGGAUAUUAACCAGCCUCUUUAA
Alligator mississippiensis (American alligator) is the source of this 1005-nucleotide messenger RNA. RefSeq names its product olfactory receptor 10A7-like. Gene Ontology annotation, cellular component: membrane. NCBI's taxonomy places the organism in Eukaryota, Metazoa, Chordata, Crocodylia, Alligatoridae. Gene Ontology annotation, biological process: G protein-coupled receptor signaling pathway. The record is from RefSeq and is a predicted model, not a curated record. Gene Ontology annotation, molecular function: olfactory receptor activity; G protein-coupled receptor activity. The coding region runs from base 1 to 1005 and encodes 334 amino acids. The transcript has a single exon.